Molecule: messenger RNA, 2412 nt
Organism: Diaporthe citri
Lineage: Eukaryota; Fungi; Ascomycota; Sordariomycetes; Diaporthales; Diaporthaceae
Exons: 5
Coding region: 1-2412 (803 amino acids)
Molecular function (GO): oxidoreductase activity, acting on CH-OH group of donors; flavin adenine dinucleotide binding
Source: RefSeq, a predicted model, not a curated record
AUGCAGUUCUCAAAACGUAUCGGCGUCGCGUUGACCGCGGUCGCCUUCUAUGGACAACGAUGCUGGGCACAAGAUCCCGUCAUGCACACAGACCCGUCGACGAACAUUACGUUCCCGACCUGGGUGGAUGAGAGCGGUUACACAUUUGGUUUUGUCGUGCCUGAUACGGCACUGACAACUGAUACCUAUGAGUAUAUCGGAUACCUCAGCUGCACAACCCCGUCCGGAGCAGGCGCGGCGUACUGCGGCUUGUCCCACGGCCAGUCCGGCCAGAUGAUAUCAGCGCUGCUUCUGAUGGCAUGGCCCUUCGAAGGCCAAGUCCUCACGUCCUUCCGCUUCGCCUCAGGAUACUCGGAACCAGCGCGCUACACCGGCAACGCAACCCUCACGACCCUGGCGUCGACAGUUAACGACACCGCCUUCGAGAUCGUCUACCGCUGCCAGAACUGCUUCGUCUGGAACCAGGACGGCGCGGAGGGCAGCAUCUCGACGAGCACGGGGUCCACGGUCCUGGGCCGCGCCGCCGCCAACGAGGCGCCCGGCAACCCGGGCUGCCCCAACGACAUCACCAUCCCGUACCACCGACGUCUGUUCGGGCAGUAUGGCGCUUCGUUUGCCAACGCCACGGUGGCUGCUUACUCUGACUACGCGGCGCUUCCACCCAAGCCCACGACGACAGCCACGACCUGUGCGGGCGCUACCCCAACUGGCAAUGCCACGACGACCACGAGCCUUCCUACCGCGACGCCCACUGCGGCGUGCAAGACCAUCCCCGCGAACAAGACGUGGGACUACGUCGUCGUCGGCGGUGGCGCUGGUGGUAUCCCCAUGGCGGACAAGCUGAGCGAGGCGGGCCACUCGGUGCUGCUCAUCGAGAAGGGGCCCGCGUCCACGGGGCAAUGGGGCGGCGCUCUCGGGCCUGGCUGGUUGAACGGCACGAACCUGACCCGGUUCGACGUGCCCGGUCUCUGCAACCAGAUCUGGGUGGACUCGGCCGGCAUAGCGUGCACUGAUAUGGACCAGAUGGCCGGCUGCGUGCUGGGCGGAGGCACGGCCGUGAACGCAGGGCUGUGGUGGAAGCCCAACCCUGCCGACUGGGACGAGAACUUCCCAGCAGGCUGGAAGGCCUCGGACGUCACGGCAGCAACGGAGUGCGCCUUCAAGCGCAUCCCAGGCACGUGGCAGCCCUCGACGGACGGCCAGCUCUACCUGCACCAGGGCUACGACGUCCUCGCCAAGGGGCUCAGCGCGAGCGGGUGGGAGUACGUGGUCGGCAACGACGUCCCCGAGAAGAAGAACCGCACCUUCGGCCACGGGCAGUUCAUGUUCGGCGGCGGCGAGCGCGGCGGGCCCCUGGCCACGUACCUCGCCAGCGCCGCGGCGCGCAAGGACGUCUUCGCGCUGUGGACCGACACCGCCGUCGACCGCAUCGUGCGCAAGGGGUCUCACGCUACUGGUGUCGAGGUCUCGUGCUCCGCCGGGUCCGGGUACUCGGGCACCGUGAACCUUACCCCCGGCACCGGGAGGGUCAUCUCGUCGGCGGGCGCCUUCGGGACGCCCAAGCUGCUGUUCAGGAGCGGCAUCGGGCCUGCCGACCAGCUGUCCAUCGUGCAGGCCUCGGCCGACGGCGCCAAGUUGAUCAGCAAUGAUUCGUGGAUCAACCUGCCUGUUGGGUCCAACCUCGUCGAGCAGAUGAACACCGACGUGAUAGUCACCCACCCAGACGUGGUCUUCUACGACUUCUACGCCGCCUGGGACAGGCCAAUCAAGUCCGACAAGCAGGCCUACCUCGGCAACCGCACGGGGAUCCUCGCCCAGGCGGCCCCCAACAUCGGCCCCAUGCUCUGGGAGGAGAUCAAGGGCGCCGACGGCGUCACGCGCCAGCUGCAGUGGACCGCCCGCGUCGAGGGCGACUCGGCCUUCACCAACUCGACCCACGCCAUGACCAUCUCGCAGUACCUGGGGCGCGGCCAGGUGUCCCGCGGCCGCGCGACCAUCACGGGCAGCCUGAGCAUGACGGUCUCGACGCAGCCGUUCCUGCACGACGAGAAUGACAGGCUGGCGGUCGUGGCCGGCAUCAGGAGCGUCCAGGACUCGCUGCGCGGCAUCCCCGGGCUCGAGUGGGUGCGCCCCAGGGCGAACCAGACCGCCGAGGCGUACGUCGACUCGCUGCUGGUGACGGCCAACGGCCGGAGGGCGAACCACUGGAUGGGCACGGCCAAGAUGGGCACUGAUGAUGGGUCUGCCGGGGGCACGGCGGUUGUUGAUACCAAUGCCAAGGUGUACGGCACGGAUAACGUGUUCGUGCUGGAUGCCAGUAUCUUCCCUGGACAGCUGACGGGGAACCCGUCUGCGACGAUUGUCAUUGCUGCUGAGCACGCGGCGGCCAAGAUCUUGGCGUUGGGUUCUUGA